UUCUCCGGCUUCCGCUGCGUGCGUACGCCCGCGUUGUGAUUCGCGUCCUGUGAAUGUGAAAAUAUGUGACGCCUCGGGCUAUCGCCUUCGCUACAAACGACAUAAUUUAACCUCUGAGUAACCUAUCCAACGAACGAAAUUCCUCAAAAAUGGGAGGCAACAAGAAGGCACCCAGAACGAAAGGCAAUACGCGGCCAUCAAGCAGUGGACGGAGUGCGCAGCUCCUCUCAGCCAGUGGCGCCUCCGGCCUGACUGGAUUUGUAGGAUUCACAUCACUGGCCGGUGACUGCCCUGCUUACAUACCACCAACGGGGCAGCACGUAAUCGAUGACGCAGACUCAAGCGUGGACAGUGACUUCCGAAUGGUCAUGCGCAAGUUAACCAAGCGUGACCAAACAACAAGGCUCAAGGCACUACAAGAACUCCUUGAUCUCGUCAAAGAGAAAGAUGUGGAACUGGUUAAAGGAGCCCUCCCUUUCUGGCCUCGUCUGUACAACAGGCUAUCAUUGGACAAUGAUCGUCGCGUACGGGAAGCCACACACCGUGUCCAUGAGCUCAUCUGUCAACGGGUCAGGAGGGACCUGGCUCCCCACACCAAGGCACUGAUUGGCGCCUGGCUUGUCUCUCAGAGCGACCCGUUUGCGCCCGCUGCGACUGCUGCGAGGGCCGCAUUUGAGGCCGCUUUCUCAAGCGAGAAGCAAAUCCAAGUGUUCCAGUUUUUCAGCCAGGAGCUGUUCAGUUAUAUAAAUGAUGUCAUUCUACAACAGACAGUUGACACCGUUCCAGACUCCAAGGAGCUUUCUCAAGAAGAACGAGAAGCGAAGUACCAUAGGUGGCUUUCCUGCGCAUUGCUCGGCUUGAAGAUGGUCCUGGAGUACCUCUCGCCACUCCCCGAGUCGGGCGUCGAGUCGCUGGACUCCAUCCUCAAGGAGCCCAAGUUCUGGAAAAUGGCCAAGCACAAAGAAAUCAUGGUGCGCAAAUCCUGGUACAGCCUGGCACCGUCAUUGAGUCGUGUGGAUCACGUCUGCAAGACUUAUGGUGCCAAGCUCUGCUCCCAUACCCUGGGAUCUUUAGCCGAGAACGAUCCAGUGGUGGCUGUGCCCAUCUGGGAGGCUGCUCUCUCGGUUGUGUCAGCUGUGCAGGACUGCUGGACGCAUGUGGACGCCAGGAAAGCCGUCCUGCCUCAGCUGUGGAAGGUCUUGAAAAAUGGCGGGUUUGGCAGUGCAGUGCACAUCUAUCCAAACCUGCUUCCAUUCCUGAGCCUUGUCCCUGCUGAGGUCGUUGGCAUUGGCAUCCAGUUUUACAAGUUGUUCUUCGACUCCUUCCGGGAAGGACUGUCAAGCCAAAAAGUGCAAGCGUCUAUGGCAGAGUGCAAUGCUGUUGUUCAAGCUUUCAUGGAGUGCCUUCGUUAUGUCUUGACACGACACCUGGCUCAAGACGAGAAUGCCAAAGCAGUUCGCAGCCACAUUCUGGAGGAGCAGCUUCUCGAAGUUUUGAGAGUGUGCCUCACAGACUCAUCGAGCCGUCUCUCCGGAACACGACUGUACUACGAAGUUGCCAGCCUGCACGCCUUCGUGCUCCAGAAAGUCCUUUCCAGUGACAUCGAGCCCGCCGCAAAGAAGUCUUACCAAGAGUGCCUUGAACUCAUCUGGUCCAGGUUGCUGAAACUAAGUCUAGAAAUAGCCUCGAUGUCGCCUCCGAAUGUCGCACUAGUGCGCCGGCUCACGAAGCUCCUCUGCGCCAUCCACUCUCCGCCAGCGAGUCCGAGGAGUCAGAUGAAGGUCACACUGGUCGCGCCCGAAGACGUUGACUCCGCCGUGCACCCCAAGAGAAGUUCCCUGGUUCUCGACGCACGGACUUCACCCUUGGAGGCCCUCCCGACCACCAUGGCACACACGACGAAAAUCUGUGCAGAAGUGUUGAAAAGGGCGAGGACUAACCCCGGCAGUGCCGAGAGCCUGGUGUACAUGGAAGCCGCCUCUGAAGUUUUGCGUGUCUCGAGUUCCGGCGCGUUUGUCGCAGCAGUGCUCGCUGAAAUGGGUGUUGAGUGCAGUGCGGGAAACAGUGCUGUAGUUGAGUUUUUCGGCUUGUUUCGCUCCGUGGUAAGUGAUGCUGCUUUAGCCAGCUGCAAGGAUCGCUUGGAAGAGUAUUACGGACAUGUCGCAAACUGCUUGCUGGUUGCUUCCGUCAGCGCCGCUGCAACUGCAACAAAGGUGGCAGAGCUCUUCAACAAUACUGUGCUGGACAACGGGCACCUCUUGGCUGUCCUCCUGGAGAAAUCCUUGGACUGCUGGAGGAGCCACGCAGGCAUUCAGGAGUGGCUCAGGAGCAACGACCUGGCCGAGAAGCUGCUGCAGCUGUCUCAGAAGCUCGUGCCGAGCUCCUCAUCGGAGUCGGAGCUCAUCUGGAGGUCACUGCGGGCGAGCCUGGAGAUGGGCAAUCUGUCUGAGCCUCUGAUUUCACUUUCCAACCUCAGUAGCAUCUUGAGCACGCUCCGCAAGACGCUGCAGAACUUUACUCAGGCUGAAGGGAAACAACUGCUGAAGGCAGUGGACUUUGUAUGCGAGAUAACAAACACACUUUUCUCGAGUUAUGAGGGGUGUUGCAAUUUGCCCGAAUCGGAAGAAUUUGUUCUUGCCCUGUUCCUUCUGGACUGUCAGAGUACCCUCUCUUCAUCACCGGAGAUAAGGGAGAAAGUGUGCUGGUCCUGGCAGCAAGGGAUCUCGAUGAUCGUCAAAGCACGGGGUGGAUUCCUGGCGCCCGGCGGUCUUCUUCAGAAGAUUGCGACGACGCUGAAUUCCAUGUUACUCAGCCGUCUUUCCUGUGAUAAGCGCCAAGGACUCGUCAGGUGCUGCUGCCGUUUCUUGGAAAGCAUUUUUGCAGCCAUUCCUAAGGAGGAGCAGGACCCGGUGGCCCUUCUUCUCGACCCAACCGUGUCGCUGGUCCUGGAAUCCAUUCUUCCUACAUCGCAGCAGUGGGAGAAGCUCGUCAGUGACACAUGCCUUUUGGAGCUGUUGGCGGUGCAUCUAGAACAUCCCGAGGACCAUCCCCUCUACACGACACAGGACUACCUCUACAGGGAAGCCGGCAGUCAGUGCUCUGACCAGGCGCACCUGGCGGACGUUGCUGGCUUUGCAGAGGCCGUCUUUGAUCACAUGCUGGCUUCUGAGAGCGAGUCUGAGUCCAAACCACUGAAAAGUAGCAGCUUGCUCCUUAAAUGUGCUCCAUUCCUGAUACUGGCACGCUGUUUCCCUCACCGGGCGUUUACAGUCUCUGUCGAAGAUAAAGAGGGCACCGAGAGCCAGUCGGCCUUGAAUGCAGCUAUAGAGACAUUCUCUAAUGACGUCUUUGAUUCCAUCGUCAGCAAGGCCCUCUCGGGCGAAAAGUUGUGGCUAGAAGCACUUGUCUAUUUCUUGAAGAAGCUAAAGGAAGACGGAAUUGCAAGAAGGAUUUGUGACUCUCACUACAUUGUUGCCAAGGACAACUUCUACGGCCACGAAAAGAAAGCAGAGCUCUUGGUUGUACGGUCGCUGUUACCUUUCAUGUCCCAAAACAACAUUGAAGAAGUGUUUCUUACUGCUGUUGGCUGCAUCAGGUCUUGGGAACUAGAGCUUGGCUGGGGUGUGGCUGUUGAUCUCUUGGGCCUGGCGUGUAAGGCUCUGGAGGGCUUGGACUCUGGAAACACCGAAUCAAUUCACGAGGCAGUGGUGUCUGUUCUGUACUGGUUACAAGGAACGAGAGGUGCUCAACCGAAGCUCUAUCUGAGAGAUGAAGACGCCGGGCUCUCAGAAGACCAGUUUGAGUGGAGUCGUAUGGCCUGCCAUUUCUACCUGGUCAUUCUGAAGCAGUGUCCCCAGGCCCUGACGCCAUGCAACUGGGACUUUGUGUUGCUGAGCAUUGCUACAUGGAAUCAGAAGUUCAACUGGAGGAGAGCAGUGGAGCUUUUUUCAACAAGGGAGAUCAUCUUCACCUGCGAGCUGCUGAGUUCCCUGCUGCAAGUCGCUCACGUGACCGACAAGGCACAGCCGAUCCGCGAGCAGUGCAAGCUGCCUGAGGGCUUCGACGUCGAGUGGGAGGAGUUCUACACUCAUGCCGUCUUCUCUGUGCUCAUUCCUGGAUUCAUUGACAUAGCUCAGCUUUCAACCUGUCCAAAUGAGACGGCUUCUGUACUUCUGAAGAAACUAGCUUCGGCGCUGGAGUUUGCAAGCGAGAAAUCUGUGAUAAAGUUCAUGGAGGGCUUCCAAAACCAGGAGCAAAACGCAGCUUCCCUGAACACUUUAUUGUCAAAACUGACACCCCUGGCCACAUCCAAGUCGCUCGCACUGCAGCUAGGUGCCCACACACUGCUUCAAAAGAUUGUUCCAACAGUUGCGAGAGAAGAAGCACAAGGUAUUGAAAAGCAAGACAGCGACGAAACUUCCAGGAGUCCCCCGGAACCACUGCUUUCGUCGCUGCUCGAAAUGGGCCACAUUGUCGACGUGCUUCUGUUGGACUUCGACGUUGGUGACUGUUGUCUGGUCGAGGCCAACACAGACAGCUACACGUACACUCUUGGCUACCUUCUUUCGUGGCUGGAACUUCUCGCUUUCUUCGGCGCAUCACCCGCUGAGGCAAGGUCUGAGUACGCCAGCUACCUCCAGGAAGAAGGCGUGCUGUCCUCGCUCCUUCAACACCUGUUCUGCCUGAUGCCCUCCAAUGUCAAUUUGGGCUCCAAGGGCAACACCAUGUUCACCGAGCCAGUGAAGCUGAGCCCACAAGAGGUGUUCAGCUCGGCCAAGCUGCAGCACGUCGCAUGCCAGGUGUACCUGGACACCAUAUGCAAGUUGCCAGCCCUUGUGCGUGCCUGGUGGAACAGCCAGAACAAGCGUGUCAUGGACCACGUUGAAAAGUUUACUUCAAACCACGUGACAAGUGUCAUUUCGUCAAGGGAAAUCCAGGCUGUGCAAAAUGCUGAUGUAUCGCUCGAGAACAUGACUGUGAAGGGCCGACCCACAGCACGAGAAGUAGUGGCCACCUACACCAUCGAAGAGGUAGCCAUUGAACUGGUCGUCAAGCUGCCGGCGAACCACCCGCUCGGCGUGGUCACCAUUGAUGGAGGCCGGCGCGUCGGCGUCAGCCAGAGUCAGUGGCGCCACUGGUUACUGCAGCUCACCACCUUCCUGACUCACCAGAACGGAUCAAUCCUGGAUGGUCUGGCCCUGUGGAAGCGUAAUGUGGACAAGCGCUUCGAAGGAGUAGAGGAAUGCAUGAUCUGUUUCUACGUGCUUCAUGGCGCCACCUGCCAGCUACCCAAGCUCUCCUGUCGCACUUGCAAAAAGAGGUUUCAUUCCGCCUGCCUGUUCAAAUGGUUCAACACGAGCAACAAUUCCACCUGUCCGUUAUGCAGAAAUGUGUUCUAAUUUUGCCUACAAAAGCAACGUCGGUGCCACCUGUUAGAAUGUUUCAAUGCACGGUGUUAAUAAAAAUACAACAGCGGGA
Molecule: messenger RNA, 5478 nt
Organism: Rhipicephalus sanguineus (brown dog tick)
Lineage: Eukaryota; Metazoa; Arthropoda; Arachnida; Ixodida; Ixodidae
Gene: Ltn1
Product: E3 ubiquitin-protein ligase listerin
Exons: 31
Coding region: 150-5399 (1749 amino acids)
Biological process (GO): ribosome-associated ubiquitin-dependent protein catabolic process; rescue of stalled cytosolic ribosome
Cellular component (GO): cytosol; RQC complex
Molecular function (GO): ubiquitin protein ligase activity; ribosomal large subunit binding
Source: RefSeq, a predicted model, not a curated record